AUGUCAGGUUCCAAUCCGCGAUCUACCAACGCAUGCGAAACAUGUCGAAGACGCAAAGUAAAAUGUUCCGGUGAUAAGCCUUGUCGUGCUUGUAUCAAACACAAUUGGGAAUGCACUUUUGGCCAUUCUGGUCGCAGACGGUUUUCUGAAGCCCAAGUGAAACAUCUCUUGGAAAAAGUUCGAACCUAUGAAGAGCAGCUCAGCUCUCAGUCUGUAGGAGGUCCAGUCUCUUCAUUGCCUUCUCCAGUAGCACCAGAUGAGACCACUGGCCGUCAGUCUGCGCAACGGAGUUCUUCAAGACCUGGGGAUAUAGAGCCCCAUAACCAGAGGCAAGAUGAGAUAUUAUAUACCGAUAAUGAUCCUGCUAUAAGUCCGGGUAAUUUGGCAUCGCUUUCCUCCUCCUGGUCUGCUCUCGAAUAUGAACUGACUCUACGUGAAGCAACGGACCUGACCUCCGGACCUGCAUUCGAAUCUCAAGUCAGAUCGCUUCUUGACAGGUCACAUUCGAGUGACCGCAGCUUUCAUGGAUCUACUUCAAACUUUCAAUAUCGCGCUGACCGAUUACCCCAGUGGACAUCGGUCAAAGAGCUCGUUGACAAUGUUGCCGGAGUAUCUUUCCCGUCCUUGGAGGAAUCGCAGCACUUGCUUGAUCAAUUUCUUUUUUAUCUUGGCGUGAGCCAGCACUUCUUUGACCCAAGAUCUUUCUCAGACAAUCUUACAUUACUAUUCCAAAGUCCAGAGACAAGGCAACAACAGAUAAGCUCUCCUUGGUUCACAGAAUAUCUUUUGGUCAUGGCCAUGGCAAAGCUCAUGGAUGUAAAGCAUCCGACAUCACAGACGCCUGGAACGGACUUGUUUGCUGAAGCCUUGAAGCGUCUUCCUCCAUUGCAUCAUAUGGGUGGGGAAGGUGUUAUUGCCGUUGAGAUACUUACUCUGAUUGCUACAUAUCUGCAGUGGUGUGACCGAAAGCAUGAUGCAUAUCUCUAUAUUGGACUCGCACUGCGGCUUGCUAUUGCUCUUGGGUGCAAUCUACGGGAAAUCGACCAACGCUGCCUCCCUUCCCAGAGCGCCCACAGAUUAAGACUAUGGUGGACAGUGUACAUGCUCGAUAGGCGCCUGUCUUCGGGUCUUGGCCUGGCUGCAGGGGCUGAUGAACGACAGCUACGUACUGAACUCCCCGGGAACGCGAUGGGGUUCCAAUCACCAGUUGCCCUUAGUAUCAAUGUUCGUAUUGCGCGCGUCACUGACGAUAUAAUGUCAACUCUUUACGGCAAUAAGUCAAUCACCCAACUGGAACUGGUCCAAAAGAUCCAGCAAAUUCUUCAAGAACUGCAUGACACAGGCCGGUCAUUUCCUAAGUCUUUGAUGUUGGACUUCAAUCGACCUCUGCAAUUGGCUAUCAUCCUGUGUACACGGCCAAUAUUACUUCAAAGAGCUCGGUUUGAAGCUCAGAGCCAACAACAGUCGCAGUCACCUGAUCCAGCACCGAGCAUGCUGCUGCGUCUGUGUGAUACAUGUGACGAGGCAGCCACCAGAAGUCUCGCAAUACUUGAAUCACUUCGUCGCCAGCAAACAAUUCCCCGUUAUGGCUUUUUCGAUCUGGAUGCAACAUUCUCCGCUGCAUUUGUUCUGGUCAUGGUAGGCUUCUUGGACAAAUCACAGAGCCAGCCACCGCCAGCACUUGAACAGGCAUACAGGGUGCUCCAGUUCCUAUCACAGUCUGGCAAUCUGGCUGCGGAGAGGCGCCUGCAGGAUAUUGCACAAUCUUACUCGCACGUUUGGCCGAACCACGCUUUCAAUGCAAAUGUCUCACACAGUGAUGCAGGCCCACACAAAAAGACCCAGACGUUUGCAGCAAGUCCAGGCUCGAGACAAGAUGGAUUGAUGAACUGCUCGGGCUCACCACCAUAUAUGGCUGUGGCCUCAGGUGGUCGGAGUGAUCAUCAAGAUGAGAUCAGGUUACUUGAGCCAUGGUCUAAUAUGGAUGUUCCAGACGCGAUGUUUGAUAUGCAAGGAGACUGGAAUCUAGAUUUGUCCGGGGAAGCAGAGGGGAUUUAUUCCAGUUUCCACAAUCCGACAUUACCACUCACCGGGGUUGACUAUAUCGACUGGUUGGAGAUCGAGAAAGUAUUUAAUGGUCCAGACUCUUCCGCGACACAACAUCGCGCACCUUGA
Messenger RNA from Penicillium mononematosum, 2175 nucleotides. RefSeq names its product transcriptional regulator family TF. Lineage: Eukaryota; Fungi; Ascomycota; Eurotiomycetes; Eurotiales; Aspergillaceae. The record is from RefSeq and is a predicted model, not a curated record. Gene Ontology annotation, molecular function: DNA binding; DNA-binding transcription factor activity, RNA polymerase II-specific; zinc ion binding. Gene Ontology annotation, biological process: regulation of DNA-templated transcription; DNA-templated transcription. The transcript is spliced from 8 exons. Bases 1 to 2175 code for a protein of 724 amino acids.